CAACCAAACCAAAACUUCUUGCGCUGCUCGUUCCUUCGUUCUUCAGAGAACGAACGAAGUCGUCGGGAAAUGGAGGCGGCGCCGGCGGCUCUGCGUCGUCCGGCCGGCUCGGACGAUGCUGCGGAUCCUCCGAGGUGCCCGCCGGCCCCGGCGGCGGCGGGGAGCGGCGCGAUGAGUGGCGGCGCGGCGACCAAGCUGCAGAAGGUGUACCGCAGCUACCGGACCAGGCGGAGGCUCGCCGACUCCGCCGUCGUCGUCGAGGAGCUCUGGUGGAAAGCACUGGACUUUGCCCGACUUAACUACAACACUAUCUCCUUCUUCGACGAACCCAAGCCUAAGACUGCUGCCUCACAUUGGAAUCGUAUUAGCCAAAAUGCAUUGAAGGUGGGUCACGGUCUCUCUAGGGAUGCCAAGGCUCUCAAGUUGGCUUUUGAGCACUGGAUCGAGGCUAUUGACUCGCGACAUCGCUCUGGGCACAACCUACACUUCUACUAUAAUUUAUGGUGCCAAAGCCAAGCUGGUCAGCCCUUCUUCUAUUGGCUUGAUGUCGGGGAUGGAAAAGAUGUGGAUCUUCCCGAGUGUCCAAGAACUUUGCUGAAGAAGCAAUGCAUAAGAUAUCUUGGUCCAAAAGAACGUGAGCUCUAUGAAUACAUUAUCAAUGAGGGAAAGAUUACCCAUAAGCAGUCUGGAGUACCACUUGAUACAAGCCAUGGUCCUAAAGGGGCUUAUUGGAUUUUUGUCAUGAGCACAACAAGAAGACUUUAUGCUGGCAAGAAGGAGAAAGGUGUAUUUCAGCACUCUAGCUUUUUAGCAGGAGGUGCCACCAUAGCGGCUGGGAAAUUUACUGUACAAGCCGGAGUAAUCAAGUCGAUCUGCGCAUAUAGUGGUCACUACAAACCAAGCAUAGAGGAUCUCAACAAUUUCAUGAAAUUUCUAGAAGAAAAUGGAGUUAAUGUCAAAGAAAUUGAGAUGCGGCCAUUCACCAAAGGAGACUACCAUGACGAUUCAAUGCCUAAUGAAACACAAAAUGUUGUUGUUGAUACCAAUACUUCGCAAGUGGUUCUCUCUGUAGACACAAAGGAAGAUGAUGAAGGCAAGGAUUCUCCAACAGAACAAGCAAAGCUGACAUACUGUAGAAACUUAUCAGGUGGCCUACACAGCGCCAAAGACACUAAUGUCUCUCAGAAGGCAAUUCUUGAGAGGAUUAAAUCCAAGAGUGAGUCUGAAUCUUAUCAACUUGGCCUAAAGUUGUCCCUGAAAUGGAGCACUGGAGCUGGUCCUAGAAUUGGAUGUGUGAAGGAUUAUCCAACAGAGCUUAGAAUACAAGCACUUGAAAUGGUAGACCUGUUAGCAGGGGCAUCAACAGUACCACAUACGCCGUUGCUUGCACAAGCUCAAGAAUGUCAUGACCCGGCUAGUAGGUUAGAAGCCUAGAAGACGAUCUCAUCACAUGUGCACUGCAUGGAUCAACUACCAUUACUGACAAUAAGAAACCUAUGCAGUUCGUAUGUUGGAAAAUGUAACUUUAGAGCUGUAUUGUGAUUGUGUUGUGUACUAGAAGGAUUUCUUGGUUCUUUCUUUGAAUUUGCUAUAUUGAAAAGUUCACCUAAUGUCACAAGUUAUUGAUUUAAGUCAUUAUAGAAAUAGUGUUAGACCCUGUUUA
Molecule: messenger RNA, 1663 nt
Organism: Sorghum bicolor (sorghum)
Lineage: Eukaryota; Viridiplantae; Streptophyta; Magnoliopsida; Poales; Poaceae
Product: IQ domain-containing protein IQM3
Exons: 9
Coding region: 70-1434 (454 amino acids)
Molecular function (GO): protein binding
Source: RefSeq, a predicted model, not a curated record